UAUUGCUAGCCGGAUAAGCCGCAAACGAAAGUUUGAGACGAAUCCCAAACAGAUUGAUUUUUAAACGAACUGCACUAGGUAGUGAGUACAAUCCAAUUCUUCCUACUUAUAUGUAGGGCGCCUAUAUAGGGACUGUGAUGUGAUUCGGAACACAGUCAUAGUUAAACUUCCCUUAUCCCACCUUAAACGUUGUUUCUCGCUUCGGGAAAGGGAGUCUGCGGUUCAACUGGCAGGAGACAGAAGGAUAAAAUGGUUUCGUGGAUUAUAUCCAGAGUUGUUGUGCUUCUCUUUGGCACACUGUAUCCAGCAUAUUACUCCUACAAAGCAAUCAGGACCAAGUGUGUAAAAGAAUACGUGCGGUGGAUGAUGUACUGGAUCGUGUUUGCUCUCUAUACUGUAGCAGAGACGAUCGCGGACCUCUCCAUAGCAUGGUUUCCGCUGUAUUACGAGUUGAAAAUGUUCGUGGUGAUGUGGUUGGUGUCGCCGUACACCAGAGGAGCCGGUCUGAUCUUCAGGAAGUUCCUGCACCCGAUGCUGUCCUCGAGAGAGAGGGAGAUAGAUGAUUACAUCGUUCAGGCCAAAGAGAAGAGUUAUGAGACCAUGGUGAAUUUCGGAAGGCAAAGCCUCAGCGUCGCUGCGUCAGUCGCUGUCACUGCUGCUGUCAAGGGACAGGGUGCCAUCAGUGAACGUCUACGGAGCUUUAGUAUUCCUGAUCUCACCCAGGUUCCAUCCGGCCAAUCAGCAUUUGGGAAACCUUUGAAGCUGGGUACAGAUCUCAGCACCCAGGGCUCUGAAUACGAACAGGCAGGACACGGGGAGGAAGUAGAUGGAACGUUUUCAGAAGACGACUCCUCUGCGAAGGGUCUGCGCAGAACUCAGAGUGUGAAGAUGAGUCGUGCCAAAGCUAUACGCAAAGAGUCUCGUUACAGCUCCCUGAAAAUGAAAACCAGGAGGAGGCCAGUGAUCGCUGCCAACACAUUUGAACAGCCAUGACCAACAGGAAACACACCAGAAAACAGCUUGGAUCAUCCAACUAGGCAAAACCACAAAACCUUUACACGCACAAGCCGAGUCUUUUUCACAGCACACUCCUGAGGACCUUUUGUCUGAACAGGCCUGGUCAUUAUGUGUCACUCAAUAAACUUUCCCUGAAAAUUAAUGCACCAGCAACGUACGAGCGAUUAGUCAUUCACAUCAGCACCACCCACUAAACAACCACAAAACCGCCCAGGUAUGAACAAGCCGAGUCGUCCCUCAGCACACGCCUGAUGAGCUGUGGUAUGAACAGAGCUGUUUAUCCUGCAACACACACCAUGGGAAACCUCUAUAUGAAAAAGUCCUGUGAGUGUUUAAUAUAGGAUGGAGGUUUAUUACAAAAAAGGGGCAGAUUGCGCAAUAACACACCACAUUCCACAGAAGCAUCUGUAUCUACAAGUCUGGUCUUUCGCCACUGAUGACUCUGAUCAUCAAACAGUACACUAAUGGGAAGCAUCUACUGUAUUUGCUGAUUUUGGUCAUUUUGUAACACCUUACAGGGAGCCUCCAUAUCAACAAGUCUAUCAAUCUGGAACACACAGAAGGAACUUAGGAACAUAUGAUCCUGCAGUACAACACAUCACAAGAACAUCCGUGCCGACCGACCUGGUCAUUCUGUAAUUCAUGUCCGACAAACCUAACACUCUGAACUGUGUCUGUGUAACAGAGAGGCUCAUUUUACCUAAAGAGCCUUUAUGAACAGUCCUGAUCAUAACAAAAUACUAAUAAGCAUUUACUGGGAUAAACCCUGUCAUUACAUAAUACAAAUCUUUGGAGUCAUUGUAUGAGCAAGCUUUGUCAUUCCAUAACACACCUGAGGAUCCUCUACAUGAAAGGGCUUUGUCAUUCCGUAUCACACCUGAGGAUCAUCUACAUCAGGGGUGUCCAAUCUUAUCCGCAAAGGGCCGGUGUGGGUGCGGGUUUUCAUUCCAACUGAGCAGAGGUCAGGUGUAGCUUCUGCAUGGCUGGAAUGAAAACCUGCACCCACACCGGCCCUUUCUGGAUAAGAUUGGACACCCCUGCUCUACAUGAAAGAGCUUCGUCAUUCCAUAACACACCUGAGAAUUCUCUAUAUUGGGGGCUUUGUCAUUCUGUAACGCACCUGAGGAUCGUCUACAUGCAGGGAUGUCGUCAUUCUGUAACACACCUGAAGAUCCAUUACAUAAAGGGGCUUUGUCAUUCUGUAACACACCUGAAAUUCCUUUAUAUGAAAGGGCUUCAUCAUUCCGUAACACACCUGAGAUUCCUUUAUAUGAAGGGGCUUCAUCAUGCCGUAACACCCUUGACGAUCCAAUACAUGAAGGGGCUUUGUCAUUCCGUAACGCACCGGAGGAUCCUCUAUAUGAAAGGGCUUCGUCAUUCAAUAUCACACCUGAGGAUCUUCUAAAUUAAGGGGCUUUGUCAUUCCGUAACCUACCCUAAAAGACUCUGUAUGAAUGGGUUUCAUCAUUCCAUAUAACACUGGAGGAUCCUCUACGUUAAAGGGCUGUCAUUCUGUAAACACACACCUGACGACCUUCUAUAUGAACAACCAUUGUCAUUCUGUAACACGCCGCUGAGGAUGAUGACAUCGUUCAUCAUUUCAUAACAAACCCAAGAAGUUUAUAAUUGACCAGGCUUCGUCAUUCUGUAAUCCACAUCCGAGGAGUUUAUACAUGAAAGAUUUCGUCAUUUCAAAACAAACCCAAGGACCUUCCAUAUGAAUGGGCUUCGUCAUUCUGUAACCCACAUCUGCUGAGCUCAUAUAUGAAUGGGAUGCGUCAUUGUAAACAUAGAGGUCAGUUCAUCCUCUAUAUGAAUUUGCUUCGUCAUCACAUAACAAACACAACCGAGGAUCCUCUAUAAGAAUGGGCUUCGUCAAUAUGUAAACACACUCAAGGAGUCUUGAUAAAGACUUCCGUUGUCCUGAUCAAUACACGGAUGGGAAGCAUCACUGGACAAACCUUUACAUCAUAACACAAAUCCUUAGAGUCAUUCUGUAACACACCUGAGGAUCCUCUAUAUGAACAGACUCCGUCAUUACAUCAACACACCUGUCCAGUUAGCUCCUUAAAACAGUAUAAAACCUAUCGCAAGUGUUUAUCAUUAAUCUCUUAACCUCUCCCUCCCAGUACAGGUCUAAAUGCUGAACUGGUAUAUGAUGACAUCUUUGUGUGACGUUGACUGACAUUUCUUUAAUUUAUGCAGCGUAAUGUCUUUGUUUCCCAUCUCAAGCACUUUCUUACCUAUGUGGCCUAGCAACAUUAUAGCAAUAUCAGAUCGGAUCAGACACUGGCACACACACAUCUUAUUUAUUUACUGAUAUUUAGACCAAGAACCAAAAUACUAAUAACAUUUAUUUUCACUAUGCAUUGAGAAAAUCCAUGAAUUACUAAUCUUCAUUCAUGUGUCACGGAUACUGGUCUUUUUUAUUUCAUCAGUCAGCUAGUAGUCAUGAGAUCGAACCAAAAAGUGGCCUUUAAUUCCUUAUUGCAGCUUUUAAGCAGUUUCAGGUCCACUGCUUUAACAUUCCUAAUAUUCAGCACUUCUCCAACACCUACUUGACCUACUUGUUGCUCUCAGACAUGCGUGAGUGGACGCAGUAACGCUCCACAGAUUGUUUACUAUUUAUUCUUUGUGCAUAUCUUUCUUGUCUUGUAGUAGUGCUUAGUUUAGGGCAUGUGCAGAUAAUUUAAUUCAUGCAAUUAUCAACCCAAUAAUUUUAAGGUUUUCAUUUGAAAUUUAUGUAAUUCUUCAACUUUCAGAGAUCUGCCUAGGUGUCCCAUAACUCUACUCACUGGAUGAAAAUGUCCUAUGGAAACUAUAUCAGAGCCAUGUGGAAUAAAAUAAACUGUCAGUAAUGUCUACAAACCAAUGCCAUACAUGUGAAACUGUUUUAUUGUGAAUUUCAUCAUUCCGGCUCGAUUCCCAGAGGCGUAACUCAACACUCAAGUACUACACAACAAAUUUGAUCACACAUUUCAUUGAAAUCUAAUUUUAUUAGGAAAAUGAAGCAAGUGCUCCACUGUGUGGGAUCCGUUUAUCCGUCACUCGUCUGUUAAUGCCUGAGUGUAAUUGGUGUAAUUGGUGUAAUUUUGUCAGCAGAUUGUGACAAGACUUCAACUAGAUUUCAUCUCUGUGUGAGUAGACCAAUCGUAAAUUUUACAACCAAAGCAAAUGUUGUAUCUGUAUUUGAUGUGAAAGUAGAUUUGGAUAAAAAAAAGAAAAAAAUGACACUCAGUAAUUUUAGAGUUCUGUGGCUUUGAUUCACGCAUGUGUUUUUAGAACCAACCAUUUAGUAGAACAUCGCAAACUGUUAUAAAUUGAUCACGUCUAUCGAUCAUCAGACUCGUCGAUGUGAACUGAAUGUACAGAACAGAUUCACGUUAAGCUCCGGUUUAGAAUCGAAAUGAUUUGGGUUGCAUUUAUGCAUUGAGUCGUGAUUGUCUAGUCUAGUCCUGAACUGCACCGCAUAUUGAAAUCCUGUGUAACUUGUGGAUUAGACUGUCCUGAUUGUUCAGAAAGAUGACCUAAUUGUUUAGUUUCAAAUUCAUGAACAGACUAAAACUAUUCUUAUGCUUUUUUUUCCAGAAAAAAAUUAUUUGUAAAGACCCAAAAACAAUUGUAUGUUAAAAUGUGUUGCAUUAUAUUGUUAGUUUUUGCCACUACAGUGUUUUUUCUCCCUAAUAUGUGUGUAUAUGUGCCCUUCUGCCCUAUAUUCCACUAGAUCCUAUAUAUAUAUAUGUAUAGAGAGAGAGAGAGAGAGAGAGAUGCUUUGUAAAAUGCCACCUUUAUUCAUUGCGAGUUAAAGCAGAGUUGCUAAUAAGACAAAACACUAACCUGAUCCACUAUGUGCUCUCUGACGAGUGAGACAGCUGAUGUGAAGGCCAGCGUCCACCGUCCACCAUCCGGCACGUCCACUCUGAGCGAGCCUGAAUGUCUCUGCAUUGAUUGUUAAAUAAAGUUUACACACUUUUGUUUUA
Molecule: messenger RNA, 4997 nt
Organism: Hemibagrus wyckioides
Lineage: Eukaryota; Metazoa; Chordata; Actinopteri; Siluriformes; Bagridae
Gene: reep3a
Product: receptor accessory protein 3a
Exons: 8
Coding region: 250-993 (247 amino acids)
Biological process (GO): endoplasmic reticulum tubular network organization
Cellular component (GO): endoplasmic reticulum tubular network; endoplasmic reticulum membrane; cytoplasmic microtubule
Molecular function (GO): microtubule binding
Source: RefSeq, a predicted model, not a curated record